AAAUAUACGCAUUCACGCAAGGAAUCCUGGGUAAGAAACACGCCAUGGCGUUACAUGUUGCUAGGAAACCGCAGUAAGUCUCCACCAAGCCCAAGUGGUUGUGACAGCUCAUACGGCAGGAACGAAUCCCUCCUUCUCAAAAGAUGUCCUGCGCAGUGCUGCUUGAUGGCAACUGCAAGCCCAAGUCAAUGAGCCGGGCGAGCCUCUGGACCGACGAGAUCGAGAACCUGUACAGAUUCCAGCAGGCAGGCUACCGAGAUGAGAAGGAGUACCGGCAAGUUAAGCAGGUGGAACUGGUGGACCGGUGGCCAGACACCGGCUUUGUGAAGAAGCUGCAGAGGAGAGAUAACACCUUCUACUAUUACAACAAGAAACGAGAGUGUGAAGACAAAGAAGUGCGCAAAGUAAAGGUUUACGCAUACUGAACUGCACACGAGGACUGGCAGCACUUCUGGGUUUUUGUAUUUGUUUGUUUGUUUUUUUGUUCCCCAUUUCUUUUUUGUGUUCUUUGUCAUUCUUUUUAAAUGCAGAUACCAACAAAGGUGUAAUAGCAGCAGCACUAACUGAAUCUUAGUUCUGGAUAUUUCUUUUGGUCUCUGAAUAAAUUUGUUGCAUUUCCUUAAACGUCAGUAAUUUAUCAUAUACUGUGUUUGUCUGACCAGAAAAAGCCGCCAUGCUGGUAGCUUUACAACUGCUUCCACCUGCCAAGAUGUGGGAGAAUAAGUAAAUUCUGAUAACAAGCAUUAUUAAAUGUAUUAAAUGUGUCAUCUAUUUGUACUUUUGCUGUGUCUUGAAGUAUGUGGGCAAAUGGUAGAUGCCAUGAUUUAUAAAUACCAGUGUGAUUUACAAAGGAACAUGCCUCUAAGAAAUUCAGCCAAAUUUUCCAGCUGAAGAUUGCAUACUGAAUAUUUUCUGUGCAUGGUCAUUGGUAAGCCUAAUUAUGGUGGUCACAUACUGUCCUGGAAGCUUUAAUUGGGUAUUAUAUUAGGGUGCUCCAAAGCUGAUGUAUUUAUCUCCACUGUCUUAUGAUGGAGUAGCCAAAUAUAUAUAUUGUAGUGUUUAUUACCAAACUGAUAUUUCAUCAAUCAAUCAAUAGUCAAUAGUUGUCGAGGGUCUCACCAAAACAAAAGAUCUCAGUCAUCAUCUUAGCGUGGAGUUUUAUUCCGUAAAACAAUGUGGCCUCACCUGUAUGAGGUCAUACUCUUAGGCAUAUGCACAUUUCUUGUCAAAAAUAAAGAUCAGAGGUUUGUGUACA
This is a messenger RNA of Clupea harengus (Atlantic herring), 1255 nucleotides long. RefSeq names its product meiosis/spermiogenesis associated 1 (gene meig1). The record is from RefSeq and is a predicted model, not a curated record. Gene Ontology annotation, cellular component: nucleus. NCBI's taxonomy places the organism in Eukaryota, Metazoa, Chordata, Actinopteri, Clupeiformes, Clupeidae.